AUGGCCUACCACCAUUCUGGCGGCUCUUCCGCUGGCUCCUCAUUUCAGUAUGCACAGGUAGGACACUCUUUCACCGGCUGUCUGGGUGCUUCGCAGCUCAACGGGCCUCCUUUGCAGCCGUUUCAAGAAUCCCAAUUCGACAUUUUCGAGUGGUAUCCAAAGUUCCAGUCAUGUCUACGCUACUUCCUGGACCACGCCCAGUAUACCGGGCCUAUCCAAGCGGUAGCUGCAUUCGUCAACAUUCAGCUACCCUUUCAAAAGGCCCACAACCCGGUCAUGUCUUCCAAGCAGACCGGCCCCUCCUCCCCUGCCGGGGUUGGCCCCUCAACUCCGUCCACCGCUCGAGCCACCGGAAAGUUGCCUCUCGGUGCCCAGUUGCCGUCUGCUACCUACACAACGUUGACGCCGUACAUUCGCCGGCUGGUGGCAACCGGUUUCGACUAUCCCGCCGUGUUACACGGCUUCUUCGGUGAUGACUGGAUGGCCGGCAUAGGGCCCAUGCACGAAGCCGAGCGCCGCAACUACAUGUUUGCGGCCAAGAGUGAGACCUGGCUCAAGGUCAAGUCGCAGUACGAUAUGGACGGCGAACAGCAAGUCCCCUUUCUCAGGCCCCUGCAGAAUGUUACCGAAAAGGAAAUUCAGGGUGCCGAGGCCAGCUGGAGCGAGUGGCUAGCUAUGCAAGACUGGAUGUUGGGGCCGCGGGCCCCUGAUCAAGGACCACGAAUCAAACAAGAGGAUGACUAG
This is a messenger RNA of Colletotrichum truncatum, 744 nucleotides long. RefSeq names its product ilp is an apoptosis inhibitor. The record is from RefSeq and is a predicted model, not a curated record. NCBI's taxonomy places the organism in Eukaryota, Fungi, Ascomycota, Sordariomycetes, Glomerellales, Glomerellaceae.